Molecule: messenger RNA, 1167 nt
Organism: Echinostoma caproni
Lineage: Eukaryota; Metazoa; Platyhelminthes; Trematoda; Plagiorchiida; Echinostomatidae
Source: the annotation of a GenBank genome assembly
AUGGAUGCUGGUCGUGGCGGUCGAGGUGGAUUUCGUGGAUCAUUCGGUGGUCGAGGGCGCGGGCGUGGACGUGGUCGCAACAGGGGACGAUGUCGUGGACGUGGACCCUUCGCGAAAGAGUGGAAACCGGUGGCACAAUUAGGUCGCUUCGUGGCUGAUUCUAAGGUCACUACCUUGGAAGAAAUCUACAUGUUCAGUUUGCCCAUUAAAGAGCCCGAGAUCAUUGAUCACCUUUUAGGAUCAUCUUUGGAAGAUGAAGUGCUGAAAAUCAUGCCGGUGCAGAAACAAACUAGGGCCGGUCAACGUACUUGUUUCAAGGCUAUUGUGGCCAUGGGUGAUCAUAAGUGCCACGUUGGUCUGGGAGUGAAAUCCGCGGGUCCAGAUAAUAUCCACCCAGCCGUCAUAAAACCGAUAGAGUCCUUAAUAAUUCCACAACUAGUCACAAUGUUCAACGACUCUCUGAACACGCGCCGGAUUCCGGAGGAGUGGAAACAUGCCACNUGGAAACCGGUGACACAAUUAGGUCGCUUGGUGGCUGAUUCUAAGGUCACUACCUUGGAAGAAAUCUACAUGUUCAGUUUGCCCAUUAAAGAGUCCGAGAUCAUUGAUCACCUCUUAGGAUCAUCUUUGGAAGAUGAAGUGCUGAAAAUCAUGCCGGUGCAGAAACAAACUAGAGCCGGUCAACGUACCCGUUUCAAGGCUAUUGUGGCCAUGGGGGAUCAUAAAUGCCACGUUGGUCUGGGAGUGAAAUGCGCCAAAGAAGUUGCAACAGCCAUCCGUGGAGCUAUCAUUCAGGCUAAAUUGUCCGUGAUUCCUGUCCGAAAAGGUUACUGGGGUAACCUGAUCGGCAAACCGCACACUGUUCCUUGCAAAGUUACUGGAAAGUGCGGCUCUGUGACUGUGCGAUUAAUCCCUGCCCCCCGUGGAACCGGCAUUGUCGGUGCUCCAGUUCCAAAGAAACUCUUGCACAUGGCCGGUAUUGAGGACGUUUAUACCAGCGCCCGUGGACAAACAGCUACACUCGGCAAUUUUGCCAAAGCUACUUACGCUGCAAUUCGGGCGACUUAUGAAUACCUCACUCCUGAUCUGUGGCACGUCGCUCCGAAGACCAAGCAUCCGUAUGUGGAAUAUGCUGAUUACCUGAACGAGGUUGCAAAACACGCUUAA